ACUUAUUUAUUUAAGUGUUUGCUACAUUCGGGUGGUGAUUGGGUUUAUAGGUAGAUAUAUAUUACAUAUAUAUAAGACAUGGGCGCAACGUGUUACAAUAUUUAGUUCACAAUAUGCUGUUGGUCACAACCAUCGUCCUUUGGGCUUCACUGAGCCAUGCGUCUGGCUACAGCAAGCAGUUCCCUCCAGGAUUCAAGUUCGGAGCCGCCACAGCUGCAUACCAGGUCGAAGGAGCUUGGAAUGUCAGUGACAAGGGAGAAUGCAAAUGGGACCGCCUGACCCACAGAUACCCUGACCUGUUCUUAAACCACGACAAUGGUGAUAACGCCUGCAAGUCCUAUUACUACUGGAGGAGAGACAUUGAGAUGGCUAGCGAGUUAGGUCUACAGUUCUACAGGUUCUCCAUCUCCUGGCCUCGUCUCCUGCCGACUGGUCUAGUGGACGAGAUCAGCGAUGACGGCAAGAACUACUACAACAACCUGAUCGACGGUCUGCUAGAGAAGGGAAUCGAACCUGUAGUCAGUAUCUACCAUUGGGAAAUGCCACAAUUACUGCAGGAUUUGGGUGGUUGGGCCAAUCCCAAGAUCGCAGAUUGGUUCGCUGACUACGCGAGGGUGGUGUUCACUCUCUUCGGAGACCGUGUGAAGAUCUGGCUGACCAUCAACGAGCCUAUUGUGGAAUGCGACUAUUACUACGGCCAGGCUAUCCUAGCUCCACAGCUGGACUACUAUGUGGGACCCUAUAUGUGCAAUAAGAAUCUACUAUUGUCCCACGCCAGGGCUUACCGAGUUUAUGAUGAGGAGUUCCGUCAUAAAUACCAUGGAAAAGUCUCAAUCGUGAACCAUCUUCUGUGGCUGAAAGCUUAUUCUUCUGAAUAUGAAGAGGAGGCAGAAGUUGCAAGACAGUUCCUUACCGGUCGCUACGCUCACCCCAUAUAUUCCAAGAAGGGAGGCUGGCCAUCAGUGGUAGAGAAAACAGUCGCGAAGGCCAGUAAAAAACAGGGCUUCAGAGAGUCAAGACUACCAGCCUUUACUGAAGAAGAAAUUGAGUUGGUUAGAGGAACCUAUGACUUCUUCGCAAUGAACCACUACACCUCUCGCCUGGUGAGGACUGCAGAGCCUGACGAGGACGUCGUGAAGACUUUGUUCACGUAUGUCCCUGAUGCUGACCUGGUUCUGGACACUGAUCCUGCUUGGACUUACGGUUACUCCGAGGCUAUGCCGAUAUACCCUCAAGGUUUAAGGGAGCAGCUGGAAUGGGUGAGGAAGCACUAUGGAGACAUGGAUAUCUUCAUCGCGGAGAACGGCUACUCCUCGGGAGGAUCCAACCUGGAUGACGACGCUAGAAUCUCAUUCAUCAGAUCUUACUUAGACGAGGUACUGUUGGCUAUCGAGGAGGGUAUCAAUGUAACUGCAUACACAUACUGGUCUCUGAUGGACAACUUCGAGUGGACCAGUGGAUAUGGAACCAAAUUCGGAUUAUACGAAGUAGACUUCACAGAUCCGCAUCGCAAACGCACAGCGCGCAAAUCUGCGCGUUACUAUGCAGAUCUUAUCCAAAACAGAUCUCUUGCGGUAUUAGCGGUGGCAUCUUCUACUAAAAUUCCAUUUCCACCUGGAUUCAAAUUCGGGGCAGCCACUGCAGCAUACCAAGUGGAAGGUGGCUGGAAUCUUGAUGGGAAGUCCGAAUGUAUAUGGGACCGCUUCGUUCAUGAACACCCGGAGAGGAUCGAUGACAGAAGCACUGGAGACGUCGCCUGCGACUCCUACCACAAAUGGAGGAGAGACAUUGAGAUGGCUGAGGAACUGGGGCUGGACUUUUAUAGGAUCUCCCUAUCUUGGCCUCGCAUACUCCCGUCUGGUUUCCCCAACCACGUCAACGAGGCUGGCAUAGCGUACUACAACAACCUGAUCAAUGGGCUCCUGGAGAAGGGGAUCGAGCCGCUCGUCACAAUACAUCACUUCGAUCUGCCGCAGUCUCUUCAGGACCUUGGUGGAUGGGCAAACCCCCUGAUAGUGGACUGGUUUGAAGACUACGCGAAAGUGGUAUUCACUCACUUCGGGGACCGCGUCAAGUUGUGGCUGACUAUCAACGAACCAGUAAUUCUUUGUGAAGCUUUCUUCAAUGCUGAGGUAUUUCCACCUGCCUUCAUCAGUCCAGAUCUUGGAGUCUACUUGUGCAGUAAACACGUAAUGCUAGCCCAUGCUAAGGCCUGGCGAGUGUAUGACAAACUGCUGAAGCCUAAAUAUCAUGGAAGGGUCUCGCUAGCCACCCACGUAACAUCCUUUGAACCUUUGCGUCCAGAGUAUGAAGAACUCACGGAGUUGACCAGACAAAACUUUGCAGGAAGGUACUCCCAUCCAAUCUACUCCAAGCUAGGGGGAUGGCCUCCCGCUUUAGAGAAGGCUUUAGCAGAAGUCAGCUUGAAAAGAGGAUACUCCAGGCCUCAGCUGCCACCGUUCACGCAAGAAGAAAUCGAACUUGUCAGAGGAACCUACGACUUCUUCGCUAUGAACCAUUACACCAGUCGUCUGAUGCGCCCGGCUACAGAAGGAGAGAAGUUCACGCCGUGGCCACUCGGAGACGUGGAAGACCUCAAUGGCAUCAUCGUGAGGAGAGCUGAUUGGGCGCAAGCUGCUACCUCUUGGUUCUUUGUAAACCCUGAGGGUAUGCGCAAGAGCCUCGUCUGGCUGAAGCAGCAGUAUGGAGACAUAGAAUUCAUGAUCACGGAAAACGGGCUGGCGACAAAAUCAGGACUAGAUGAUCAGGACAGAGUCCAAUAUUAUCGGGAUUAUUUGGAGCAGAUGCUGCUAGCCAUCAACGAGGAUGGUGUGAACGUCACCGCAUACACUGCCUGGACUCUCAUGGACAACUACGAGUGGAACAAUGGAUACACAGUGAAAUUCGGUCUAUACGAAGUAAACUUCACAGACCCGGAACGCACGCGCACGCCGCGUGCGUCUGCGCACUACUACGCUAACAUUAUAAGGACACACUCUCUCGAUGUACCUACUACGAGUAUACAACUGUAAUUUAUUUAAGAAUGACCUGGUAAUUAAUGCUGUUAAAUACUGGGUACAUGUUGAAGUAAAAUGAUAAGAAUUAGCACUU
This is a messenger RNA of Spodoptera frugiperda (fall armyworm), 3111 nucleotides long. RefSeq names its product lactase/phlorizin hydrolase-like. Lineage: Eukaryota; Metazoa; Arthropoda; Insecta; Lepidoptera; Noctuidae. The transcript is spliced from 21 exons. Gene Ontology annotation, biological process: carbohydrate metabolic process. Bases 114 to 3032 code for a protein of 972 amino acids. Gene Ontology annotation, molecular function: beta-glucosidase activity. The record is from RefSeq and is a predicted model, not a curated record.